Molecule: messenger RNA, 1590 nt
Organism: Wasmannia auropunctata (little fire ant)
Lineage: Eukaryota; Metazoa; Arthropoda; Insecta; Hymenoptera; Formicidae
Product: arginine/serine-rich coiled-coil protein 2-like
Exons: 1
Coding region: 511-1359 (282 amino acids)
Molecular function (GO): 5'-3' exonuclease activity; 3'-5' exonuclease activity
Source: RefSeq, a predicted model, not a curated record
AUUAAAGUUUAAGCUCCUUUAGAUUCAGGAUUAGUUUUUUUACCCUUCUGUCUCUCUCUCUUUCUCUCUCUCUCUCUCUCUCGCUCUCUCUCGAAUGUGUUUUGCAUUUCUAAAUGAUUGUGACUACUACAAAAGAACAGACUACGUGUAAAACGAAGUUGCUUCAUGAUCAAUGUUCCUCUCCUCGAGACACUGCCAAACAGUGUGCGAUUACCAUGCUGAUGCUUUACUUGUUUAAGUUGCAGCUUGAUGAUCGCAGGCAAUGCCCUCGACUCGAUGCAAAAUAUCCUCUCACCGUUUAUCCGUUUACCAUUUGUCGUGUCUGUUUGGACUACCUGACUACGUUAUGCUCUCUCGCUCUUAAGUCCGUCUGUCUCUCUCGCGAAUGCACACUUAAAAAAAAAAACGCCCAAGUCAUAUAAAGGCGGGAGGAUCCGGACCGAGCCGUGUACUCAUGGAAGGCAGUUUCUAUCCUUAUAGGUGCGUCCGUGUGUACGUCCCGCCAGCGUGAUGGACUCAAAGCGGUACGAACGCAGCGCCAGAUUGAAUAGCGAAUCGCCACCCGCUCCGCCCUCGCCUCCCAUGUAUAGCACAGGUUACACCACGACACACGACAGCCACAAGAGCAGAGUCGGAGGCGCGCGGCGCUCGCCCUCGCCCGCCGUGGACCACCAUCGAAGCAGUAGAUUCUCGCGGAACGACUCGCCGCCCCAGGAGCGACGCAAGCGCCGUCGCAGCGGCUCCAGAUCGUCCCCCCCGGUGCGCUCCCACAGACGGUCCAGGUCCAACGACAGGGAUCGCGAUCGCGACAGAGAGAGAUCGCGCAAGUAUUCCAGAAGGGACAGAUCGCGAUCGAGAUCGCGCGGGAGGUCCCGCUCGAGGGACAAGCGACGGAGUCGCAGUCGGAAUCGCAGCAGAGACAGAGACCGGCACAGGUAUAGGGAGAGCCGCAGGCACCACGCCAGGGCGACCUCCUACGAGUCCGACGCUUUGGAGGAGCACGGAGACGGGGCGGGGACGGUGAUGCGCCAGGCGGCCGCGGUUGCCCCGCAACCGAACGCCUUCAAGAACGAUGGUAGUUUUAUGGAGAUGUUCAAGAAGAUGCAGGAGCAGAUGCAACCUACCGCACAAAAACCCACCACCUCUGUGCUCGAGGAGAAGCCCGUGGUGCCGCCACCGUUGAUGGUGGGCAAGAGGAGGGGCGGCAGGAUCCUGAAGACUGGUAUGGUGGCGAAACCAAAGACAGAACAGACAGUGGAACAGCCGAAGGACGCGUGGUCCCUGUACAUGGCAGAGGUGAAGAAGUAUCGGGAGGUUUGCUGCCAGGAAGAGGAUAACACGCGGCCGUUGGUCAAAUAGCUUCGGCAAUUUUCGUCGUCCCGUCUUUACAUACUUUGGCCCAUUACUUUUCUUUUAAGAUACCUAGUAGUUGAUCGUUAAUCCUUAAAAAAAAAAAAGUACCAGAUACUGGAACAAAUGCUUUUUCAAAGGCACCUUUCGCUCAUUUUGUCCCGCCGUAAAAUUUUAUGUUUAAGCUCAACAGUAUAAGGAUUUCUUUGUUAACGAUCUGAACGAAAGAGAACAGAAAAA